AUGGAUAAUUAUUGGUAUUCUUCACAUAUUUUUCUUAUCUUUAUUUCAACUAUAACAUUAUGUUAUUGUCAAAUAGCUCCAUAUAUAACUGAACCAAAAUUAGCAUUUGUUAUUCCAAUAAAUUCAACAGCAUUAACUUUAACUUGGCAAUUUGCAGAUUUAUCCGUUGAUCGAUCUGAUUUGAUACAAAUAUCUAUUAUUUUUUAUGAAUAUUAUUAUAGUUAUAAUAAAACAUAUCCAUCAAUAGAUUACACAUUUACAUCAACGAAUAAAACAAUAACAAAUUUAACGAAAAAUUUCGAAUUAGUUAAUGCUUAUUAUUAUGUUUGUUGUUCAUCAAAUUCAUCAAUUACAAAUGUUACUCAAUAUCUAUUCGUUACAAAUUGUAUAUUAACUCGUACAUGUUUACGUUCAAAUGCUGCAUGUCCAUCGCCAUCAAAUGUUUUGAUUUCAUCAACAAACAUUCAAUCGAAUUCAUUUCUUAUUUCAUUUCUCUGGCCAAAUGAUUUACCAUAUACACCAGUUUCAUUUACUACACAAUUGAUUAAUACUAAUCAAACAGGUAAUGCAUUAAGCUUAAUACAAAAUACUACAUAUACAAAUCGAUCUUAUCAAUUUACUGGUCUACAAUCGAGAAUGACUUAUACAAUUAAUACAAGUUUUACUUAUACUAUUCUUAAUAGUAUGACAAAGACGAAUACAACUAUUUUAACAGUAAUAACAUCUUGUUCAUUGAAACUAGUUUAUACCGGUGAUUUCUUAAUUAGUUUUUUUUUCGUUCUCGGUGAUCUUGUUUACAAUAUUUUCUUAUAA
Messenger RNA from Adineta steineri, 813 nucleotides. The record is from the annotation of a GenBank genome assembly. Lineage: Eukaryota; Metazoa; Rotifera; Eurotatoria; Adinetida; Adinetidae.